Messenger RNA from Thunnus maccoyii (southern bluefin tuna), 2216 nucleotides. RefSeq names its product cilia and flagella associated protein 73 (gene cfap73). The record is from RefSeq and is a predicted model, not a curated record. The transcript is spliced from 8 exons. NCBI's taxonomy places the organism in Eukaryota, Metazoa, Chordata, Actinopteri, Scombriformes, Scombridae. Bases 355 to 1323 code for a protein of 322 amino acids.
UUCGUCCCUUUUGACAUUUACUCGUUUUAAAAUGAAUAAAAGGUCUGUGGGUAUUAUCUGUACGUUUGGUUGUCGUUUAAGGCGACUGUCUUCAAAUGCGCGUUCCCGCGACGAGGGAUGCUUUUCACGGCAGGGGUGCUUAACACGACACAACACCUGCAAUUUACAAGGAACUAUGUGUGAAAGAGGCUUAAAUGUACCCGAGCAACUAUUUUGCAGUGGUGAAAAGAAGGAGGGCCGCUGGAGACGGAGACGGAUACACAGUUUGAAAACUAAAGUUGACAGAAGAAAGAGUUAAACUUUGAGAUUGUGAGACUCUGUGGCUUGAAAAAACUUCAAACACAACAACAGACCAUGGCUUCUGGGAGUGUCCGUGAGAAGCUGACUCCACAAAGGUUGGCUGAGGGUAGGAGGUUGGUGGUGCCAAGACCCCCCCUGAUGGAACGGGACGAUCUUUUAUUUGACAUACUGAAGAAACGCCGGGAGGAUGAAGAGCUUACCAAAGUGCUCAAUGAACACAAACAGACAUUGAAGAGUUUGGAGCAGUGCGAAAAGGAGCUGACAGAGGAGUUAAAACGGAAGCGGAUGAAAACGAAGGAGUUACUCUCCGACUUUGAUAUGUUUCUUAAGGAUAAGGACAUUGAUCAAGCUGUUGAGAAGGAGAGGAAAAAGAUGGUCGAAAAGGACGCAGAGAUAGAGAGGCUGAAGAAGGAGCAUGUUGAACUGAAGGAGAGGAAACAGGAGGCACUGCACCAGGUGCAGAGACUCUCUGUGUGUCGGGACUUCAUGGAGCGAGUGCUCAAAAUGACCAAGUUUCAAGAUGUAAAUGCACUCGCAGAUCAUCUAGAGAAUCUUCUACACGUCCGAGACAAGCUCUCUCAGAGGGAGUGUGAGGCAGAGGAGAAGGCCGACCAUCUGAGAAAAGAGCUGCUGACACUGGAGGACCAGCAUCGCUUGAUGCUGCUACACAAGAACAAUGAGUUGUCAAAGCUCCAGAUGGAGCUAGAGAAGAAGCGCUCUGAAGCUGACAUCUGGGAGAGGAAGUGGAACCACAUCCAGGAAACCGCAGCAAAGAAAACACUCCUACUGGGACAAAUUAAGAUGGCGACCCUCAACCUCUAUGAACCAACAGGUGGGGCUGUAGGAGAAGAGGAAGGUGUGGAUAUAAAUGACACAGAGACGCAGCUGGACAAGAUCAAGAUUUUCAUCCAGGACCACGAAGACAUUGUGAAACAAUAUCAAAGACCCUCGCAGAGACACAGCAAUGGACAGAAAAGAGACAGGUCCAAAAAGCACAUCGCACCUCGCAGUAAAAAAUGUUGAUUUUUCAGUUUAACCUUAAACACGAGUUUCCAUUCUGCUUUAAAACGGAAUUCACUAAAAGUUUGUUCAUGAGUUGUUCUAAUGUAAACUCUAUGAGUUAACUGAGCUUGAAACUUGAAGACAAUGAACUUCAAUGAACUUAACACACUGAGUACAGUCAACAAAGUAGUUCCUAGUUGUAUUCACUUUGCACUUUCUGUGUUAAUUUAUUCAUUUAUUUGUUUUCAUUUUAAUUAGGAAGGCCUGCAUUGUGUGACUUGCCUAAAAUACACAGAAAUCAAAAGUUCUGUAAUUCUAUUGAAACCAGAAAAAGAGUUUUUGCAGAGUUAAAGUUAAAUAUAGUGCAUACCAUUCAUUAAUUCAGCUCAUCUUUAUCAUAAUUAACAGGACUUGAGUAUAGGUUCUGAAAUAUACAUAUUAAGUAGACUUGUUUUAAUCUGACAAAGAUAUCUAGAUACAAUAUAAGAUCACUUUUUAUUGUUAAUGGCUUGAUCCCAAGCUUCUCUUCUUCAGAUGUCCAAGUGUCCUGAGCAACCCCCAAAUGGCUCCCCAAAUGUAAGUUGCUGUGGAUAAAAGCAUCUGCCAAAUGAAUGUAAUGUAAUGUAGAUAAUUGAUCAUUCAGAACACAAAGUCCUGUGCUGCCAUCCUGUGGCCAGUAAAGAAAACAGCAACUAGUGUAACCAAUGAAUCAGUCCCUGUUUGAACUUAUUUCAGCUGAUCAGACCUGUUUUCUGUUUAAAGUUGAGUGGAGCUGAGCCAGAAAUUUGCAGCGGUCAUUAAACUUAAUGUGCUACUGUCUGUACACUCUCACGCAGUCCUGAGAACGUGGUCUAAACCGCCAAACAUCUGUGUGGAUAUCCAUUAGUUUUAAACAAUAAAAAUCUUUCAUUGUC